CUUUGGCUGAGCGGCUCCGCAAGGGAUCUGGACGCAGAGGAGAGCCGCGGAGCGCUCCCUGUUUGGGCCCUGGUCACCUAACGCUCAGCGACGCCGCGGACUCCUCUCCGGGGCCGAGGGGAGCGGGUCACCGCUUGCAAGCCCAGCUGUCUGGGAGGGCGAAAGAGAGACAAAGUAAACGCCAAAGAACCUCCAGCCUCUGUUCCUGCCUGGUUUUAUUUUAUCUUCUGUAAUUAUUUCGGAAAAAAACAAAAAAACAAAAAACCAAAAAAAUACAUCGCCGUGUUUUUAAUAAUUCGUGCUGCGUGUGCAGCUGUUCCAGCACACCCCUGAUAAACAAAGGAAAAGGGGGAGGCGGCCCGCUUUUCGCAGAAGACAUGCGUUCCGUCAGGAAGAGGUGGACUGUGUGCACCAUAAGUCUUCUUCUCAUCUUCUAUAAGACGAAGGAAGUAACACGGACGGAGGAGCGGCAGGAGGCAGCUCUCGCCGGAGAUGGUACACUGAGUUUGGGUAGAUCAAUGAUCAAUAGCUCCAAUAAGAUAAUUCGAAAGGGUGGCUCCUCAAUUUUCCAACAUGCUGCAGAAGGUUGGAAAAUCAAUUCUUCUUUGGUAAUGGAAAUAAGGAAGAACAUACUUCAGUUCUUGGAUGCUGAAAGAGAUGUCUCAGUGGUCAAAAGCAGCUUCAAGCCUGGAGAUGUAAUUCAUUAUGUACUGGACAGACGUCGCACUCUAAACAUUUCUCAGGAUUUGCACAGCCUUCUUCCUGAAGUGUCCCCAAUGAAAAAUCGCCGAUUUAAAACUUGUGCAGUUGUUGGGAAUUCUGGCGUCCUGCUGAAGAGUGGUUGUGGAAAAGAGAUUGACAGCCAUGACUUUGUAAUAAGGUGCAAUCUAGCUCCUGUGGUGGAGUAUUCUGCCGAUGUGGGAACUAAAUCUGAUUUUAUUACCAUGAACCCAUCAGUUGUACAAAGAGCAUUUGGAGGCUUUCGGAAUGAGAGUGACAGAGAAAAAUUUGUGCGUAGACUAUCCAUGCUGAAUGACAGUGUCCUUUGGAUCCCAGCUUUCAUGGUCAAAGGUGGAGAGAAGCAUGUGGAGUGGGUUAAUGCAUUAAUCCUUAAGAAUAAAUUGAAAGUGCGAACCGCCUAUCCAUCACUGAGACUUAUUCAUGCAGUCAGAGGCUAUUGGCUGACAAACAAGGUUCACAUUAAGCGACCCAGCACUGGUCUUCUCAUGUAUACACUUGCCACCAGAUUUUGUGAUGAAAUUCACCUGUACGGAUUUUGGCCAUUCCCAAAGGAUUUACAUGGAAAACCAGUCAAGUAUCACUAUUAUGAUGAUCUGAAGUAUCGGUAUUUUUCUAAUGCCAGUCCUCAUAGGAUGCCAUUAGAGUUUAAAACAUUGUAUGUGUUACAUAAUAGAGGAGCACUUAAAUUAACAACAGGGAAAUGCAUACAGCAAUAAAGCACAAGUAUUGUACAAUAAAUACAGAAUACACACCUCAUCAUAAAGAUGUUAUGAAAUGGCAAUGGGACCACAGUGGGGAUUUGUUUCAAUAUCCACUGUGUCAUUGGAAGAACAUGUUAUAUCAGAAGUACAUAACCAGCUAUUAUACCUGUAAAGUGUUAAGUCACUAAGCUAUCUUGACUGCAAGGGUUCAAGUGCCACUUUCACUAAGAACAAAGCUUGAAUGUAUGCUCAGUAGCGUUUAUAGGAUGCAGUGACACACACAUUCAUCAUGAAUUAAAGAAGAAAAAGAGCCUGCCAAUUUGCAGCUGUGGUCAGACAGCCCACACAAGAAUACCUAGUGGAUGGAAUAUUUACUUGAGUAAAUAAAUCAGGCUUUGGCAGAAAAUAUCACGAUGGAUUUGAGUAGAGAAAGUGAAGUCUGUAAGAUGAAAAAAAUCAGUAAAUGCCUUUAGUCAGAGAACUGUUUCUGAUAUUGUAUUAUAACCUCAGCUUCUGUUGGUUUUUUUUGUUAUUGCCGUUGGUUGGGUUUUGUUGCUAUUAAGUUUUGGAGCCCUUAAAAGAUUUCAAGGGUGUUAUAAGUAAAUUCAUUUUUUAUCUUACAGAACUGUCUUAAGGAAAAAAGAUUUGUAAGCAUGGGAGGGUGCAGUGGAACAUAAUAUAUUUUAUCAAAUGUUA
Messenger RNA from Passer montanus (Eurasian tree sparrow), 2138 nucleotides. RefSeq names its product ST8 alpha-N-acetyl-neuraminide alpha-2,8-sialyltransferase 4 (gene ST8SIA4). Gene Ontology annotation, biological process: oligosaccharide metabolic process; N-glycan processing. Bases 378 to 1457 code for a protein of 359 amino acids. Lineage: Eukaryota; Metazoa; Chordata; Aves; Passeriformes; Passeridae. Gene Ontology annotation, molecular function: alpha-N-acetylneuraminate alpha-2,8-sialyltransferase activity. The record is from RefSeq and is a predicted model, not a curated record. The transcript has 5 exons.